UUGAGGAAGGGAUCAGUUUUUGAAGUGAACCCCCUUAGUGAUGCCUCGGUACACUGGGAGACCGCCUUUCUCUUCAGAUUUGAUCCCACGCCAGACGUCUACGUGAGGUCUGCGGAGGCGAGAGAUGCUUUACCGGGAAAACGGUGACGCAGCAGUUGACGGAACUGACAGACGUCGGCGUCGCAUUGCUUAACCGAGAAGAGCUUUAAAAUCCAGAUCACAAGACUCGGCGUCCAGGAGUCCAGUGCUGGUGGGUGAAACCACCAAAACUGCGUGAAGACCCGGAGAGAUGGACAACGGAGGGUUUUGCUAUGACAAUUAUCACAGUGGAGACAGUGAUGAUGAGCUGGUGGAUAUUUCUGAUGUUACGGUGGACUACAACGAGGACGUCCCACCUCUGGACAGAGAUUACAACACAGGUCACUGUAAAGCAGAUUGGAGACCGAACGGCAGUCCUAAGCUGAGGGAUCUGCUGGAUGUUUCUGGCAUUGGCACCUAUGAGGACUUCAACACCAUUGACUGGGUCCGAGAAAAGUCCAGAGACAGAGAUCGCCAUCGAGAGAUCACUAACAAGAGUAAGCAUUCAACUCUGGCUCUGCUCUUCAGCAUCAGUGAUGCCUUUUCCGGCUGGCUUCUGAUGCUUCUCAUUGGACUCAUGUCAGGGGCUUUGGCUGGAGGUAUAGACAUUGCUGCUCAUUGGAUGACUGACCUUAAAGAGGGCGUGUGUCUGGACGGGUUCUGGUUCAAUCAUGAGGACUGUUGCUGGACGUACAAUGGGACCACUUUCAAGGAAAGAGACAAGUGUCCUCAGUGGAAGAGCUGGGCAGAGCUCAUGGUUGGAGUCAGUGAGAGCACCGUGUGGUAUGCGUAUAUGGCGAGUUAUUUCAUGUACGUGUGCUGGGCUCUUUUCUUCUCCUUCCUGGCUGUGAUCCUUGUGAGAGCCUUCGCUCCUUACGCUUGCGGUUCAGGAAUUCCAGAGAUUAAGACCAUCCUGAGCGGCUUCAUCAUCCGAGGGUACCUUGGCAAGUGGACUUUGAUCAUUAAGACCAUCACGCUGGUGCUGGCCGUCUCGUCCGGCCUCAGUUUGGGGAAGGAGGGUCCGCUGGUUCAUGUGGCCUGCUGCUGCGCAAACAUCCUGUGCCAUUUCUUCACCAAAUACCGUCGAAACGAGGCCAAGAGACGCGAGGUGUUGUCUGCAGCAUCUGCAGUCGGAGUGUCUGUAGCCUUUGGUGCUCCUAUUGGAGGUGUGCUUUUCAGUCUUGAAGAGGUCAGCUAUUACUUCCCGCUAAAGACUCUCUGGCGUUCAUUUUUCGCAGCUCUGGUUGCGGCUUUCACCCUUCGCUCCAUUAAUCCCUUCGGCAACAGCCGCUUGGUGCUUUUCUACGUGGAGUUUCACACUCCCUGGCAUUUCCUGGAACUAAUACCGUUCAUCCUUCUGGGCAUCUUUGGUGGCCUUUGGGGGGCUUUCUUCAUUCAUGCCAACAUCGCCUGGUGUCGUUUGAGGAAGAACACCAGCUUUGGCCACUAUCCUGUCAUGGAGGUCCUAAUAGUCACCCUGGUCACUGCAUUUCUAGCGUUUCCAAAUGAGUUCACCCGCAUGAGCAGCAGCACACUGAUCUCGGAGCUGUUCAAUGACUGCAGUCUGCUGGACUCCUCCAAGCUCUGCAAUUAUACUAGCGUCGGCGGAGGAAGAGGAGGAAGUGUUAAUGCUACUAUUGCUAAUGCUCUGGCUGAUCGGCCGGCAGGGCCAGGGCUUUAUACGGCUAUGUGGCAACUGGCUCUUGCGCUGCUCUUCAAGAUGGUCAUAACUGUGGCAACCUUUGGCAUGAAGGUGCCGUCCGGUCUGUUUAUCCCCAGUAUGGCAGUCGGGGCCAUAGCGGGCAGACUUCUGGGUGUUUUCAUGGAGCAGCUGGCCGUCUACCACCAUGACUGGGCCAUUUUCAGAGGCUGGUGCUCUCCCGGGACGGACUGCAUCACGCCAGGCCUCUACGCCAUGGUGGGCGCAGCAGCCUGUUUGGGUGGAGUGACCCGUAUGACAGUCUCUCUGGUGGUCAUCAUGUUUGAGCUGACUGGGGGUUUAGAGUACAUUGUACCUCUUAUGGCUGCUGCGAUGACCAGCAAAUGGGUUGCAGAUGCCUUUGGUCGCGAGAGCAUCUAUGAAGCCCACAUUCGUCUUAACGGCUACCCCUUCCUAGAGGCAAAGGAGGAAUUUCGCCACAAGACUCUUGCCACAGAUGUGAUGCGUCCCCGACGGAGCGACCCGCCACUGUCAGUGCUCACACAGAGUGGCAUGAGCGUGGAGGAGGUGGAAAGACUCAUUGCAGACACCACCUACAGCGGCUUCCCUGUGGUCCUCUCACUGACGUCUCAGAGACUCGUGGGCUUUGUGUUGAGGAGGGAUCUCAUCAUUUCUUUAGAAAAUGCACGACGGCAUCAGGAGGGUGUGGUGAGUGUGUCUGUAGUCCUGUUCACAGAAUGUGAUCCACCCGCAUCCCCCAACGCUCCUCCUGCGGUCAAACUGCGGAGUAUCCUGGACCUCAGCCCCUUCACGGUCACUGUGCAUACGCCAAUGGAGAUCGUGGUGGACAUCUUUCGUAAACUCGGCCUGCGGCAGUGCCUCGUCACUCAGAAUGGGCGUUUGCUGGGAAUCAUCACUAAAAAGGACAUUCUUAAACACAUGGCGCAGAUGGCUAACAGAGACCCGGAUUCAAUCCUCUUCAACUGAAGACUCUCAGGAUCGGACGGAGAAGAAAAACUCACUAAUACACACACACACACACACACACACACACACACUGAGGACUAAACUAUUCUGUGGUUAGUGUGUGUAUGUGUGUGUGUUUGUGUGUGUUUUACUGAGGUACUUCUGUUAUAGUGGGGUGUGAAAGUGGCCCUAGGCAGCUUAUUGUUGUUCCAGAACUGGACAUGUUCAGACAAGAGGUGUUUAGCCUGUCUGGAGGCUAGUGGGACGUAUAUAGUGUGAGAAAUACUGUCCUCUCACACCUGCGACCCUAUUAGGCCAAAUCUCCGCUUUUGCCAUCAGGACGUGGUGAAUGUAGACCAGCUCUGAUUCCUGCCAAUAUAUAUAUUUUUGGGAUCAACAAUUUUUUGAGGUGGCUUUUUGUUCAUUUAUUUGAACAUAAAGUAUUCUUAAGAUGGUUACAAGGCUCUUGGGCUGGCCUUGGUUGCUGGUUUUGGACAUUUACAAAGCUGGGAGACCAGCCGGGUUAGUUUAACAGGGAUAGUUCACCCAUAAUUGAAAAUGCUCUUCAUUUUCUUACUGAUUUUUCAAAAAAAAAUUUUUAUUGAUUUCAUAGCAUUUUCCCUAUACUAUGCAUGUCAGUGGCUGCUUUUUCCAAAAUUCUUCAAAAUAUGUAUCCAACAAAAAUGUUUGGAAUUACCUGAGGAUGAGCAAAUGGGGCAUAAAUCUAAACUUCUGAUUGAACUAUUUCUUUGAAGAUGGGGACUGGACUUUCAGGUUGAUCUGGGUUACUGGUUUUGGACAUUUACCAGGCAGCGAGACCAGCUAGCAAGAUCCUCUUAAACCAAGGUCAGCAAAACGAGUAGUUUAAGCUAUUUUUUAACAGGGUUUCCAUCCCUGGAGUGACGUCUGACCUCGAGAGGAACUUCAGAAGGGUGAGAACAUUCCUGUGAUGAUCUGGGAAACGUGCGCUCAGGGUGUCUUGUCUGAACCUGCGUGUGUCGAGUGAUCCCUGUGGGAAGAUGUUUUCUUGAAGUGCACUGAGAUUUGAUGCAUCACGUUGAAAAGUCACAGAGGCGCAUUCAUUUUGAUCUCUUUGAUAGGGUUUAAAUGUACUAAAGAGUCUAAAUAUAGUCUAAAUGUACAUUCUGGAGGCAUACCUCAACCAAAAGUACUCUAUAUUUCCUCUCAUCUGUUGAACACUAAAGAAGCUAUUAUAAAGAGAGCUGAAAUCUGUAAACAUUGACUUUCAUAGAAGGGAAAACAAAUACUAUUGUUGUCGAUGGUGACAGUUUUGCAGCAUUCUUCAAAAUAUCUUCUUCAGUGUUCAAAACGAGAAAAAAAAACUCAAACAGGUUUGGAAUCAGGGAGAAUAAAUGAUGACAGAAUUUUCAGUUUUGGAUGAACUAUCCCUUUAACUUAAAUUAGAUAAAGUCAGUUUGAUAUUAUGACAAAAGGUGCCUUAAAGGAUGUAACCAAGUCUGUAGUCGUUUACUAAACCCGUUUGACUCUUUCUUCAGUGGAACACAGUCAGUUUGGGUGCCAACAUUCUUUGAAAUUUUCCAUUUGUGUUCUGCAGAAGUAAGAAAGUGCCUUUUGGGUGCCUUCGGUAGUUCAUAUUAAGUUAAAGUGCCCUGAUUCUACCUCUGUCUCUCUCUUACUUAGUGUAACAAGGGGCUUAUUUUUUUCAAUUUUCACUCUGCUCCCCAAAUGAAUCAAUCUGUAGUUUCCGUUUGCCACCAGCAAGAGGCACUGUCUCCCAGAUUGACCAAUCUGGACAUUCUGCACCAUCUGAUUGAUUCUUGGCUCGCUUUUCUCUCUGGGUGUGUUGCUGUAUUCUCUCAUGUCAUUACAAUAGGGACUUUUUCAUGCUCCUAUUGAGCACCUGGAUCAUUCCGUGCAGUCUUUAGAGAUGUGAAUCCACUCGUCUGUCCAUCACCCUUACUCGUCUUUCCCAUGUAACCGCACCGUCGUCCUCAAGCAACCUCAGUAAAGCAUCUUUCGGCACCUCCCUUGUUUGGCUGUGAGGAUCCGAUCAUGACAUAACGAGAUCCUCCCUAUAAUGAAAGGUUAAACUUGUACGCAGACCCCUUCUUUGGCAUGAUCCCUUGACUUUUUUUGAUUUAGAAAAACCCUCCACCCUCAAGUCUUUUUUUCCUCCCUGCAAUGGCAUUUGGGUUGUUUAUAGCCUAUUAAUGGCAUUCAACUCUUUUCAUGCCAGGUCUAAACUCUGGCUCUUUCCCGGCUCGCCGUAAUUCCCGGGAGCUGGAACUCGGGCAGGGAGGUCUUGCAGGGCUAUUGUUCCCAUUCGCUCCUGCUCGUCUGGGCUCCCGGUCGCCAGGAUGUCCCCCGACAAGCACCACUAGCAGUCCCGACCGCCUUCCACUCUUAGACUAUUUCCGGUCCCGUCUUUAAACAACGGCGCAAUUAUAAUAGAGCAGAGGGGAAAAAAAUUCUUGCACUCUGAUUACUGAAAGAAAAGGUGUUUGUGUGGGGGCCCGUAGGAGAGAUUAUGCUUUUCUCUUUUGCCCUGCUAGAGAAAACAUGGGAAUAUGGGAGGAGGGAGAGGAGAAAAGGUUAAUUAAACAGUGUUCAGUGGUCAGUGGAAGGAUCGUUUCACAAAGGUCUCCUCUGUGUCACACGGUGGGGUUAUUGGAGAGUCUUGGCACGAAGGACUUUCACUCAUUCCUGCAAUCCGGGUGGGUGCUGAGCCUCUUUGCACUGUAACCCAAGCCUUGAUUGGUGCAGAAGGAGCUAAGCCAGGACCGAGACCAAAUGAAAUGUUGUAAUGUAAAACAGGACCUCCUACGUUCUUAUCUGGAGAACCUGGACUUCCACUUCUCAACUCGGGGAGGCAAACAAACAGCAUGUAAACAGGUGUUUAGUUGGCAUUUCUACGCAAACAGCCGGUUUAGGGCUGAAAACAAAUGCUAAACCUGAGUAAACAGGCGUCGUUGAGUGUGUUUAUGAUGUAUAUCUAAAGAAACCUGUGAUUUUUCUCACCAAAAAAGAAAGGUGAUGCUGUUAUUGCUUGGAAGGAAAAGAAGUAUGCAUAAUUUAUUCCAAAGCACUCCUCUGAGAUGAAGAGUUUGUCUCUUUUUAUUGUUGAUAAGAGCUGUUAACUGUAAUAUGUAUUUAUUUUGCACAGAUUGUUUUCUAUUGCAGUAUUUGUACUUGAUCGAUUUCCAUCACAUUGUCAAAUGAGCGUUUGUCCAGUUGAAUAAAUCCAAAAUGCAGACUACA
Molecule: messenger RNA, 5944 nt
Organism: Danio aesculapii
Lineage: Eukaryota; Metazoa; Chordata; Actinopteri; Cypriniformes; Danionidae
Gene: clcn5b
Product: chloride channel, voltage-sensitive 5b
Exons: 13
Coding region: 290-2725 (811 amino acids)
Biological process (GO): transmembrane transport; chloride transport
Cellular component (GO): membrane; Golgi apparatus; early endosome
Molecular function (GO): voltage-gated chloride channel activity
Source: RefSeq, a predicted model, not a curated record